UAUCGCAGUUGCUCCCGUUAUCUUAGCAAAACAUUAUGAUUUAAUGCAUAGUGGAUUAAAGUUUGCUUUGAAAACACCAAUCCGAGAAGCAGAAGCUCGCGGCAGCAAGAAACGAGUUGAGAAGUCGGUAUUCCAACGGCAAGCGUACGUGAGAUAAGGCCAUUUUUGCAUGUUGUUUUGUAGAGUUUUCGGGCCGAAGCAGAAAAAAAUAAAGCACCAGCGAAAUAAAUUCCUAAACCUUCCGCCAUCCCAAUCCGCCUGGCAACACUGCCGCUGCGUUGACGUGCGAGUGCGAGCGAGAGAGCAAGCUGGUUGCAAGCUUAGCAAACAUCCAACCAAUCGAAACGCACGGACCGGAAAAGGGAGGACAAUGACCAACCAAGGAAAUCCCGCAGCCGAGGGCUUCUCGCACUGUACCCUGUUGGCAAGCGUCGAUGCGUACAACCCCGAUACGCUGGAUCUUUAUCAGGAUCUGGAGGCGAACCGGUAUUGGUUCGCUUGCUUCAACGACAUGUUGGCCAAGUUCGAACGCCAGGCGAUGACGAGCCAGUCGACGGAUGCCAGCGCAAAAAACCGUGCCCAGUCCUUCCGGGAGCACUGUGUGGCUAUGUUCGAUAAGCUGCAGCAGGACAGACGCGAAACGGAAACACUUGGCAUCAGAAAUCUGCUGGAGGUGAUCGAAAGUGGUCUCCGAAAGUUUGGCUUUGACGAUCCCUGGAAGGAACAGAAAACGAUCGAAAAUAAAGCAUCCGUAGGGUUGCUAAAACAACGGCUACAGCAGCUGGACAGCAUAGCGAGCGAAAGGGAAAAAUGGACCGAGCUGGUCCGUGGUGUAUUAGCUGGUAACAUGUUCGAUUGGGGCGCUCAGGCUGUGACAAAAAUUUUAGAAACAAAUAAUGGUUUCGGCCUCCAGCAGGCGCUGGAUCGAAUACAAAAAAGGCCGUGGUUGAUUGACGACCUAGAUGGCUGGCUUAACAGGAUGCAGCACGAACCACCACACCGCUGUGCUACGAUUUUUACCGACAAUGCCGGCAUAGACUUUGUGUUGGGCAUUGUACCUUUGGUGCGCGAGUUGCUGAAGCGCAACACCAAAGUGUUGCUGUGCGCAACGCGUAAUCCAGCGAUCAACGAUAUUACCUACUCCGAGCUGACCAGAGCGAUCGCCGAUUGCUGCAAGGAGUGUGAUAUUCUGCGAACCGCCUACAGCGAACAAAACCGAUUGUUGCUGUUCGGUAACGAUCAAAUCGGUCCAUGCCUUGACUUUCGAAUGAUUUCAAAAGAUUUAGCAGUAGCGAUCGAACAAAAUAAGGUCGAUCUAUUGAUUAUCGUCGGAAUGGCACGGGCGCUGCACACCAACCUGUACGCAAAAUUCGUGUGCGAAACAUUCAAACUGGCUGUCGUAAAGAACGAAUGGUUGGCAAAACGGUUAGGCGGAGAAACGUUUUCGGUGGUGUGUAAAUAUGAAAGGUAAUAUUACGUGGAAUUACGUUUCACAGUCAACCAACGACGAAACGGGAACGACGACAUGGACACACAAGGCAUGAACUACUGAAAGAAUCGUAAUAAAUAUUGAACGUGAGUUUAUUAUAUUUUACAUAUUGCUAUAA
Messenger RNA from Anopheles stephensi (Asian malaria mosquito), 1607 nucleotides. Its product is annotated as 4'-phosphopantetheine phosphatase-like. Gene Ontology annotation, molecular function: pantothenate kinase activity; ATP binding. The transcript has 6 exons. Bases 170 to 1471 code for a protein of 433 amino acids. The record is from RefSeq and is a predicted model, not a curated record. Gene Ontology annotation, biological process: coenzyme A biosynthetic process. NCBI's taxonomy places the organism in Eukaryota, Metazoa, Arthropoda, Insecta, Diptera, Culicidae. Gene Ontology annotation, cellular component: cytosol; nucleus.